CAGCCGUGCCUACAAGUGUCCUUAAAGCAGAGAUGAAUAAUACUGCAGCUAGCCCAAUGUCUGCUGCCACUUCAAGUAGUGCAAGAAGUACAGGGAAGGCUAUAAGUUUUGCAGCAGAAUUGCAGAGUAUGAUGUUUUCUUUAGGUGAUGCUAGGAGACCUCUUUAUGAAACAGCAGUUUUGGUAGAAGAUGUGGUACACACUCAAUUAAUUAAUCUGUUGCAGCAGCUGUGGGGAGCAAGAGUAAUCUCUCCUGAAGAUCUUCUGUUUUUGAUGCGCAAAGAUAAGAAAAAGCUUAGAAGACUGCUAAAAUACAUGUUUAUCUUAGACUACAAAUCAAAGAUCGUCAAAGGCAUAGAUGAAGAUGAUCUUCUAGAAGACAAACUAAGUGGUAACAGUAAUACAAACAAAAGACAGAAAAUUGCUCAGGACUUUCUCAACUCUAUUGACCAGACAGGAGAACUUUUGGCAAUAUUUGAAGAUGAUGAAAUUGAUGAAGUUAAACAAGAAAGAAUGGAGAGGGCAGAAAGACAGACUCAAAGUAUGGAUUCAGCUCAAUAUGCAGAAUUCUGUGAAAGUCGACAAUUAAGCUUCUCAAAAAAAGCUUCCAAAUUUCGAGACUGGUUGGACUGCGGUAGCAUGGAGAUAAAACCCAAUGUUGUCGCUAUGGAAAUUUUAGCAUAUUUAGCAUAUGAAACAGUGGCACAGUUAGUGGAUUUGGCUCUUCCUGUGAGACAGGACAUGGUAACCAAGGCAGGGGACCCCUUCAGCCAUGCCAUUUCUGCAACUUUCAUUCAGUAUCACAACUCUACUGAGGGGUCUUGCGUGAAGUCCUGCCCAGACUCCCCUGAGAACACGCCACCUCCUACACCAACAGUUCCAUCAUCUGGAUCCCAGCACUCAGGGAGAACUACAUCAGGAUCCCUAGUAAGUGGGAGCGCUGCACAGGACUCCACUAAAACCAAGCAAAGGAAAAGAAAAAAGCACUGCGGCCUGUGGUGUUGAGGCUCACAGCGAUGCCAUCCAGCCCUGCCACAUCAGAGAGGCCGUUUGACGCUAUGGACACAAGAUUGGCCCCCUUUCCCCAUUCACAAGUGCCUACCACAGAAAUGGGAUGGC
Messenger RNA from Sciurus carolinensis (gray squirrel), 1118 nucleotides. Its product is annotated as transcription initiation protein SPT3 homolog. Gene Ontology annotation, biological process: transcription by RNA polymerase II. The transcript is spliced from 2 exons. The record is from RefSeq and is a predicted model, not a curated record. The coding region runs from base 33 to 1004 and encodes 323 amino acids. Gene Ontology annotation, molecular function: protein heterodimerization activity; transcription coactivator activity. NCBI's taxonomy places the organism in Eukaryota, Metazoa, Chordata, Mammalia, Rodentia, Sciuridae.